CUGCGAUCCGCAUCAUGUUCGGAGUAGGCUCAUGGCUCUCUGGCAAGAAGCCAGGUGCCAAUGCCUCGACUCAGUCGCUGGACUCCUUAUCCGAGUUACAAGAUCUGGACGAUGCCAUGAGAGCUGCGGAAUUGAUCCUCAACGAUGACGUUGAUGGUGCAGAAAAUGGCCUUUCUGGACGGAUAUCUGCUUUCCAUCUUCUUGGAAGAGGCGUGGUUGCAUUUAUUCGGGCAACACUCGGGUUUGAACAGGAAAUUAUGCGCCAAGCGUCGGAUCGACUCAACGAGGCGGAAACGAGAGCCAUAAGCGAUCAACAGCGGGCAAAACAUAAUUCCCAUAUGCCAAAUUCCUAUCACUCGGAAAUCUACGCGCCAGGGACCGAGUUUGUUCUCUGCCAAGCAAUGGCCCAACUGAUGGGCGCUGUCAUUGGUGUCCUAAACGAAAGUCUUACAGAGAGUAUAAAAGGGUUCUAUAAGAUGAGAAAGGCCUAUCUAGCGCUGGACGCAAUUUUGAAAAUGGAGCAGAAGUUCAUGCAAAAGAGAAGGUCUGAACCAACGUCACCUGUCCUAGCACCGUCCUUGAGUCAUGGAUCGGGAGCAGAAGCGACAGCUAAAUUGGGCGCGCUUGUUGGUUCAGCAGAGUUGUCCGGCGAUCUGUCCAAUCUAAAUAUCAACAACGAUUCUACCGCCGCAGAAAAACCAGGGGAUGCUAACGCAGCAUAUCUACUCACUCACGACCCCGAUUCAGACAUUUUCAAGAACACAGUCGAUGUUUUUGUGCAUUCUGGAGCCAAUUUCUGUUUCGGAAUUCUACUGCUCCUCAUUUCAAUGGUCCCCCCGGCCUUUAGCAAACUACUGGGUAUCAUCGGAUUUCAUGGCGAUAAGGAACGUGCUCUAAGAAUGCUCUGGCAGGCUAGUAAAUUCCACAACCUAACUGGUGCUAUUGCUGCAUUCGCCCUCCUUGGUUACUACAACGCUUUCGUUCGCUACUGUGAUAUCAUGCCGGACAUCAUACCCGGGGAGAACGGGGAUAUUCAAGGCUACCCUCGAGAGAGGCUCGAGUCUCUCUUAGCCCAAAUGCGAGAACGGUUCCCUAAGAGUCAACUUUGGCUCCUAGAGGAAUCCAGAAUGAACGGGGCCAACAAGAAGCUUGAUGUGGCGUUGAGUCUUCUGUGUGGUAAUGAUCACAGUCCGCUCAAGCAGGUCGAAGCGUUGAAAGUGUUUGAGAAGAGUUUGAACGCAAUGUAUCUCCACAGAUACGAACUAUGCGCUACCUCUUUCGUUGAGUGUGCCAACUUGAAUUCCUGGUCGCGCUCCCUAUACUACUAUAUUGCUGGGUCUUCGCAUAUCAGCUUAUACAGAGAUUUCGCUGGUAAAGAUCAAGCCAAGGCCGCGGCACACGCAGAAAAGGCAAAGGAGUAUUUGCAAAAAGCGCCCCAGUUCGCCGGAAAGAAACGAUUUAUGGCACGACAGCUCCCCUUCGACGUCUUCGUCACCCGCAAGAUCGCCAAGUGGGAGGCACGAGCAAAAGAAUGGAAAGUCCCCCUUGUCGACGCAGUCGGGGUAGACCCCAUUGAGGAGAUGAUUUUUUUCUGGAACGGCCAUAGCCGAAUGACACAGGAGCAUCUCGAACAAUCACUCGCCAAGCUUGCAUGGUUCGAAAGCGACGCGAACAAGAUGAAAUACCGUGAAGGCGCAGAGGAAAAAGCGAUUCUGCAGCUUUUGCGUGCGGCCGUAUUGCGUUCCAUGCGUCGUCAUACAGAGGCCAAGAAAAUCCUCCAGGCCGGCGUUUUCAGUCAGGACCGUACAACAUUCAAGGGCCACCUCAAGGAUGAUUGGGUUUAUCCGGUUGCCUACUAUGAAAUGGCGGCGAAUCUCUGGAUGGAGCGCCCGACAUAUAUAGCCACGCAUGGAGCUCCAGCGCCGUCUUCGUUGUCGUCCAACGCGGCCACCACCACCACCACCUCCUCUUCCUCCUUGAAGGAGGAAAAUUCGGCGAAAUCCAACUACAGGACAGAAAAAGAACUAGUCCGUGAGUGCAAAGAGUAUCUGGUUAAAGCUGCUCAAUGGGAGAGCUACGAGUUAGACGCACGUGUCGGACUGAAAGUCACUGCUGCACUAGAGGCUGUGGAGAAAUGGGAAAGCACCCAUUCCACAACUCUAGGGUGAGAUAUCAAGCGAUGUGACGUGACAUGAUGAAUGAUGCAUGAUCAUACGGCCAUGAGCAUUGGACGGAUAGUGCAAGGACUUUUAGAGGGUAUUUCCUUGACUCUAGGCUAUCAU
This is a messenger RNA of Aspergillus ochraceoroseus IBT 24754, 2282 nucleotides long. Its product is annotated as TTC39/IML2 family protein. The transcript has 7 exons. Lineage: Eukaryota; Fungi; Ascomycota; Eurotiomycetes; Eurotiales; Aspergillaceae. Gene Ontology annotation, cellular component: nucleus; cytosol; mitochondrial outer membrane. The record is from RefSeq and is a predicted model, not a curated record. Bases 15 to 2168 code for a protein of 717 amino acids.